AUGACACAACAAACAGUGCCUCCGCAGCUCGUCAUAGGCGAUAUCCACACACUCCCCCAAAAGGACGCCACCGCCAUCAUUGAGCGUAUCACGCGCCUCGAAAAGCGCACAUUCCCGCCGUCUGAAGCAUUCGAAUUCCCUGUGGAAUUGUGGAAGAAAAGGCCUAAUACCAGAGUGAUAUACGCAAAGCCUGCAGAGAUAUCCCGUCCGGCGCCAACAGGGCCAAAAUCCCGGGCUAAUAAGGAUGCUACUCUGACUGAAAAUACAACCAACGUGAUCGCCUAUGCGGUCUACGUUCGCAUGAAGGGCACUGCGCUUCUGCAUAAAUUAUGUGUCGCGGAACCGCAUCGCGGUUUGUGGGUUGACGAGAAUAGGACGGCUGCGCGGAGACUAUAUGCACGCUGUGGAUUUGCGGAGAAGGAGAAGGUUGAAAAUUACUAUGGAAAUGGAAGGACUGGCAUCAAGAUGACGCUGGAGCUUGGAUAA
Messenger RNA from Uncinocarpus reesii 1704, 486 nucleotides. RefSeq lists its product as uncharacterized. The transcript has 2 exons. Gene Ontology annotation, molecular function: acyltransferase activity, transferring groups other than amino-acyl groups. NCBI's taxonomy places the organism in Eukaryota, Fungi, Ascomycota, Eurotiomycetes, Onygenales, Onygenaceae. Bases 1 to 486 code for a protein of 161 amino acids. The record is from RefSeq and is a predicted model, not a curated record.